Messenger RNA from Amoebophrya sp. A25, 1576 nucleotides. Lineage: Eukaryota; Dinophyceae; Syndiniales; Amoebophryaceae. The record is from the annotation of a GenBank genome assembly.
CAUCAUUAGCGUUACUUUUUAUGGAGACUAGAAACAACUCUCGUGCUGGAUCAUCAUGAUGAUGCAAAUAACAAGUAGCUUAAUAUUAUCGUAAAGAUGACACUACACUUCUGAGGAAUGACGAAAAUAACGAGGAGGAUAAACUACGGCUCUGGCUGCACAUAUCGACUAAAGAUGUGCCGCUUUUUGCUGCUUUUCUUGAGCUUACAGCAAGUGAUCACCAAGAACGCUCUGGGCAUGCAUCUUCCCAACCGUGCUGACCGUCGCGAAUGCAGUGCAUGUUAUGGACUUGGUCCUCACUAAAAUGAUUACAACUUCUGACUGAAAUAAGGUACGUAGCGACAGCUUUUAAAGGCUACUCUUGCUUCCUUCAGUAUCUCGGUUAUUCUCGUCUGCUACUUGCUUACUCCAGUUUAUCGAAUAGACGGCUUCUAAUUUCAACGACUCCGUAUUGUUACCCUUGUUGAGGUCAGUAUCACUAUGUACCAAGAACAUCAACAAGGAUCCACUGACCCACACUUUUCCAACGCUGCUUUACACAAUCAAGGACCCACUGACCCACAUUGCUCCAAUCUCUCGUUCGAGGAUGCGAGCAACGGGGGACAGAGAAAUUGUGCGCCGAAACUUAUCACAAUUACACGAUCGCAAGUAUGAAGCCAUUGAGCGAUUGCAAUUGUAUGGUACUUUUAUAGAUACUUCUAUUCGAAAACUCAAAAUAACCGAGUUACUGACUGAAAUAAGGGAGGUUAUAGCUUAACAUCAGGGCUACUCUACCUUCUCAUCAGUAUCUCGGUUACUCUGAUCAGUUACUUGCUUAUUUCAGUUUUUCGAAUAGUUCUACUUCUAUAGUACUAUACACUGCAGUCUGCACUCUUUCUAUACCAUUGUACUCAUGAUGUCAUCCGAUGAUAAAGGUUACUCAUUUCAAGACCAAAGUGAGUGAUGAUGAAGCUUUAUACUCAGUCUGCACUAGUUCUAUACCAAGUAUGGCCCCUGUAGCUCUAUACUAAGUACUCUGCAGUCAGGAUGUCAUCUUCCGAUGAACAAGAUUACUCAUUUCAAGACGACUAACUUCUACUGACAAAAGAGAUAGUCAACAUAGUACUAGAAGAUUUGAGCCUGUACAUUUUUUUCAUUCUUCUAAUCUGUGCGAAGAAGAUGGUUGGUCUUACCCUUACCUAAACCCGGGAGGAGCGGCAGGGGGACAACACACAUGGAAGUGCUGCUUUGAUCACUACUGCAUUCCGGAGCCUUGAGGACGACGCUGAUGUGGGGGGGGCAGGUGGAUUCUAAAACCAGCACGAUCAUGAUGCUUCGGCUCGAAGAAGAAGAUGCAGAGAUCUGGUGAAGCAGAGGCGCAGCUAGCACUACUUUCUAGUAAGCAGACGCGCCGACGUCCUCAAGAAGAGCAAGGAACAAGAGAACACUUCUGAUUUCUUUUUUGUUUGUUUUUUCCAUUUGACAUCGAAAAGAUGACAACUAUGUUUUUUCAGUGCACCACGUGCCUAUUUUUAUAGCAGUGGGAAGAUGGGUGAACAAGAAGCGGUAGCUUCAUCUCAAUCACGAUGUAGAAGCG